Messenger RNA from Symsagittifera roscoffensis, 3301 nucleotides. RefSeq lists its product as uncharacterized. NCBI's taxonomy places the organism in Eukaryota, Metazoa, Xenacoelomorpha, Acoela, Convolutidae. The record is from RefSeq and is a predicted model, not a curated record.
CAAAUGCACACCAAAAUACGCAGAGCAAAAUAAAUUCCGUUUCUUUUUUCUGUAUUUUAAAAAACAUAAUACUUCACGUUUUGAGAUUGCUAUGUGUUUUUCCACUGCUAUUGAAACUAACACGGUUGCUUUUAUGAUUUUCCAGUGGUGAUCGAGGAAAUAAUUUUCCACAAAUACACCAAAUUACUUUGAGCGUCUAUCUUUGAACUGUAUUUAAUCAUGUUUUGAAAUAGUUAGUAAAAUUUAAAUUUUCGCCAAAUGGAUUCUCAAUUACCAAGUUCGAAAACCUCAUUCUCUUACGAUGACUUGAAGUACAAACCACCAGAAGAGAGGUCGCAGUUUUACCCCAACCAGCAAGCCUCAAACAAGUCUGUCUAUAACCAACCAGCGCCACCGAUUGAAAAUAUAAACGGUUAUUUAAACCGACAACUAAAUAACCAAUCACAACCAAAAAAUCAACAUCGCCAUUAUCACCCUGCUUAUCCAAACUACAGCGGAAUGAACUCGCAUCCAAAUACUGGGAUACCUGCACAAAAACAAACAAACAAUGGUCAUUAUCGACAACCGCUUGAAAAUUUUGGAAACCAAAACGCAAACGCAGGUCAAAAUAGGUUCUCACAACCUCAGUCACAAAAUUCAGUUCAAGGACCAACUUAUAAUAACGCUGCCCAAAGACCUCAGAUUGUGGCAAAUAACCCAAACCAACAACCAUAUAUGUACCAGGGAACCAAUUUUGUGCCUAGUGGUGCCAAUAGUCUUAACAUGAUUCCGAGAGAUCCCAGCUGUGGAAGUCACCGCAAUGUUCAUGCAUCAAAUUAUCUUGUAAGAGCAACGAGCAAUCAUCCCCAAACGCAAAUGAACCCUCCAAGACCUUUAAGACCAAUCGCUUCAUCAUCAUGGCAAGACUCUAACCAGGUCCACCAACAUCGGCAAGUAGCUCCUAGGAGCAACCAAAGCUUCCAACGACCAAAUGGUAUAAAUUACAGUCAAUAUACUCGAACUCAUCCGACAAUUCCCGAAGAGCACUCACCAAGAAAAACAGAUCAAUCAAAUUUUCAAACGACAAAUGGGCAUUUUUCACAAACUUCAAAUUUCCAAAAUUUUGCGCACGAUGAUCCUGAUCAAAGUGGAACUUUUCACCCUCAAUAUGAAGACCCUGAUCAAAUGACCGGACAAGAAGCUGCCAGAUACUAUGAAGAAGAAAGCAAGCGAGUUUUGAACCAAAAUAGUCAAAAAUACGCUGCGAUUAUUGAACAAUCUGAAAGGAAAGAUCGAAUCAUUCCUCCAAAAUAUCCUCCUCCGGUACCUCAAUAUGCCCAAUUUGGAGCUUCAAAUAAUAUGCCUAGACAUACACAAACAAUGAAGUAUGCAAAUGAUAAUACCACAAGUAUCAAGACCACGAAUGGUCGAAAGGCAACUUUUCUGACACAGCAAGCACAAAUAAAGUUUUCGAGAGAAAUGACAUUUAGUGGCCCAGAGAUGACCGAUCUGCACAUCUACAUGGUGCCUGCUCAGUACUGGAAUGAGCAGUACAACUGUGCCUACAACACUGUCAUGAACUAUACCAUAUCCGCCGGAUUCAUCAGAGUGUACCCAGAGACUCCGCUGGUGGAGCUGCGUGACGUCAUAAUAGACCAGAUUGGGAAACAGGGUGGCACCCUCCCUAAGAAGUUCAUCUUCCUGAAGAGUGUGGGCAGAGCCAUGACUCAGGUCAAACACAUGCAGGAGAAACAGCUCAAGGUCAAAAACUUCCUUCCGCCUUUUGCUUAUUGUCCAGAAAUCUUCAUCAUGAGUCGAGAUCCCAUCGGAGAAAGUGAAGACGAAGAUGAAUCAGACGCAGAGGCGAAUGAAGCUGCACUUGAAGCGGCCAAACAAGCGGAGGAGAAGCGUAAGCAGGUGGAGGCUAUGGAGCGGGAGUUGGAAAAGAAGAGGUCGGCGAUGGAGAAGGAGCAGUACGAGAAGGAGAAGGAGAUAGAGCGGAAGACGAGGGAGAGGGAGAAGGAGGCGAUGGAGAAGCAGAGGGAGUUGGAGAAGACACUCGCCGAACAGACAAAACAACUGGAAGACGAGAGGUUCAAAUUGGAACGUGAGAUACAAAAACAGGCGGACGAACAGGAACGACAAGCCAUGGAACUGAGGCGAAAGCUAGAACAGGAUCAACAGCAGCAGUUCUACCAGAAACAGAAGGAAAUAGACGAGCGAAUGAGGGAACAGGAGAGGAAGUUCAACGAACAAGAGAGAGAACUCGAAACCAAACGGAUGGAGAUGGAGGCGGAGGCGUUGCGGAAGGUGCAGGAGCAGGAGAAGAAGUUAAUGGAAAAGGAGAGGGCGAUUGAGAAGGAGAAGAUGGACAUUGAGAAGAAGGCCAUGGAACAGGAGAAGGAACUGCUCCAGCAGCAAGCUGAGAUUGAAAGAGCCAAAAUGGAGACGGAGAAAGACAAGGCGCGUCUGGAGCAGAGAAAGCGCAUGCAACAGGACACAGAACGACUAUCCCAACUCACCAAGGGCUUGGACUGAACCACCGGCUGAUGGAGCUGAAGAAUCUUCGGGAGGAGCGGAAGGAGAUGGAGGAGUUCAGGGCAGAGCUCAUCAAAAAGGCCAAGUCCCUCCAGCUCAAAGCACAGAGCAAACGGGCAACUGCGCGUGACUUCUGGAAGAAGAAGUACUACGAGGAGAAGAAGAAGACGUCGCCUUUGGAUGAUCACCUGGCUAAGUUGAGAAGGGAGCUGGACACCCUGAACAGAAGACAAAUAAGUCGACUGGAGAAAGAGAUGGAUGGCAACCAAGAUCCACACACCAUCAGCCAAGUACAAAAUAAGAUAGUGUUGUCUAGACUGACUCAUGACAUCUCUGAGUUGAGGUGGAGAGUAGAGGAGGCCAAACUGAGACUCACAGGAGAACUCAAGCUCCGAAGACAAAACAAGGUGGAAAUUGAGGCUCUCCAGGCUGAAUUAACCCAACUAAAUGUCACCAAAAUUACAGAAGCCAAAGCCCAACAGAUGAACAACCUCAAUAAUGCCCAGAAGCCACCCCUCCCACGCCCCCACAUGGCAUCAUCAAUGGCCUCGUCACCCAUGCUACAAUCACCCAACAAACCUCCCCCACCUCCAAAACUAACCAGUAGUUAUAAUAAUUAUAAUGUGACCGAUAGAAGUAAUUUCGCAGAGGAGAGAAAAUCAAGGAUGUUGAAACCAAUCAGUGCGGAUAGCACAGUCACAACUGAAACUUCCUACUCUGCGUGAAUUACCGAUGUGAUGUGAUAAUUCAUGGAAAUCAUUUAAAAAAAAAAUUUUGAAGUUUU